Molecule: messenger RNA, 921 nt
Organism: Fusarium mangiferae
Lineage: Eukaryota; Fungi; Ascomycota; Sordariomycetes; Hypocreales; Nectriaceae
Exons: 4
Coding region: 1-921 (306 amino acids)
Biological process (GO): pectin catabolic process
Cellular component (GO): extracellular region
Molecular function (GO): pectate lyase activity
Source: RefSeq, a predicted model, not a curated record
AUGAAGGCUUCACUACUCCUAUCUCUCCUCCCCGUCGCCCAAGCCGCCGUCAUUGACACACGUCAAUCCAAGACAGGUGAUGGCAAGCAAGGCGACACCGACGCCACUCAAGGAGAUCUCAGCCAAAGGCCACCGCCUCGCUUCCCCUUUCCCAUUACCAAGUUCCCCGUUGCCAAGGAGACAGUCGUUCUCAAGAAUGCCAAGUACAUCAUGCCGGGUGAGGUCUUCGAUGGCAAGAUGAAACGCUAUGAACGACCUGAAGGAAGCUGUAACGAACAGGCUGAAGGUACUGAUGCUGAUGCUGUGUUCAACUUGUUACCUGGUUCGACUAUUCGAAAUGUCAUCAUUGGAAAGAACCAGGCCGAGGGUAUUCAUGCUUUGGGUGAUGCCUGGGUUGAGAAUGUUUGGUGGGAGGACGUUUGUGAAGAUGCUCUCACAUCGAAGGGCCUGAACACCCAGUUGAGGGUCAUUGGCGGUGGAGCCCGAAGCGCAACGGACAAGAUCUUCCAAGAUAACUCGCUUGGUGGCAAGUACAACAUCACCGGCUUCUACGCCGAAGGGUUUGGAACAUUCUACCAGUCCUGCGGCAACUGCCUCAACCAAGCCAAGCGAAACGCCACAAUCCAGAACGUGAUUGCCGUUGACGGUCUCAGAAUGGGCAUCAUCAACCCCAACUACGGUGAUGAGUUCCGUCUCAAGAAUGCUCAGAUCGACAACGUCACCAGCAUUGUUGACAAGGAAAUCGGCAACAACGUGCAGACUGUUCCAUACUAUAUCGGAAACGGACCCGAUGAGAAGUACGCUUUGUAUAAUGAGACGAGGGAUAACAUCACAAAGUUUAAGGGCAAAGUUACAAAUGCUUAUGAGCCUGAGGAUCCUUAUGAGUGGCUUGAGGAGUUCUGGCCUGAGGGUUUUAACUAA